Messenger RNA from Haplochromis burtoni (Burton's mouthbrooder), 9394 nucleotides. Its product is annotated as paxillin. The transcript is spliced from 9 exons. Gene Ontology annotation, biological process: transforming growth factor beta receptor signaling pathway; substrate adhesion-dependent cell spreading; endothelial cell migration. Lineage: Eukaryota; Metazoa; Chordata; Actinopteri; Cichliformes; Cichlidae. The record is from RefSeq and is a predicted model, not a curated record. Bases 5204 to 8089 code for a protein of 961 amino acids.
UUUGGUUUUGGUGGUCAUACACUCUGUGGUCAUUAACAAGAAAGUUUUAUUUUGAGCGUUACUCUGAGAACAUUCAGAUCAAAGAAAUGACAUCAUAUUUCUUUUUCUAUAGAGUACAAGUGCAUACAUGUUAGAGCAGAUGUACAAGUGCAGAACUUGCUGGGUGGUCUGUAACGCAUGACUAUUGCUUUGACCAUCGUGGUCAUCCAUCAUCUGCUUCGUGUCUCCUCUCCCACAGGUCAGGGUCAGCAGGAAAGUAUUUAUAGUGUGCCUAGAUGCCUCAGUGUGUCUCCGCGGUAUGUGUAGUCAGCCAUGCUGAAAGGCACCUGCGUUCAGUGUCGCCGUCCACUGUUGCACCCGUGUGUGCGUUAGUUUCCUGCGUGAUUCAAUUUUGUGCUCACGUAGCCGUCGAAGCGCUGCAAAUGAACGCAGGCACAGGCCUUCUGCUAUCUAACACGAGCCCGGAGGGCUGUACCGCGCAUGUUUUUUCUUCCUCUUCUGGUACAAGCAAAGAGAAGGAUUCAUCAUUUCAUGUGAUGGUGUGUCAGGUUGUGUCACAUUGAAAGGCUAGUCCUGUCUGAACGGCACAUGAAAGGCUUCAUGUCACCACAUGAGUCUCAGAACAGCAGAAUACUAAGACUGUUCCACACAUUUUAUUGCAUUUUGAAGCUUUGCUGUUUUUUUCCUCCCUCAAAGCAGAUCUUAAUCCAAAAGUCUGACUUUUUACCUUUUCUUUCUUGCCUUCAGUCCCUACUUUUCUGUCCUAUCGCACUGUCUCGUUAAGCUGGCAUGCACCUCGCAUUUUUCUCCGCCUCUCCUUCUUUUUCUCUCACAUGGAAGACGAGCUGUGGCACGCAAGAAAUUUGUAUCAGCCGGCGUGCACCUUGCACAACGACAGAUGCACAGUAAAGAAAUGAAAAGAAUGAGGAUAGAAAGAUGUAGAAAGGUCAGAGAACAUGGGUAAACUCGCUGCACAGCCAGAAUCUUGCCGCUUAAAUUUUCCUUGUAGUUUCACUUUGGUGUCAGCUCAUAUCUCAGUAAAUGUCUUGGCAUUUAUGAACCUAGCAGAUAAAGACUUUUCUGUAUACCAGCCCUGAGAAGGGAAGGGGGGGAAAAAGCUUGAGCUUGGCACUUGCACGUAGCUCAACAUCAUCCCCUGCAGGCUGAUAAAUGUACUGCGCUGUUGCGUUGAAAUGAACUGCUACCAGCUGGGUUAAAUAAACAGGAGUAGAUGUGUUGAAUAGUGAACAGCAUUGAUUCAUUCCAAGCAGCGGUCAGCACUUAUAGAAGCUCAUGCAGUGAGUGCAGGGUCAAACAGACAGGACAUCCUGUCAGGGAUAAUGGAGACUUGCCUUUGUUGACAUUCAGGAGCGCGAGUCUUCCUGUUUGUCUAAUUGGAUUCUGUUCAUAUUUUAUGUGUUUUAUGUUGAGUUUGACUGUGAAAAGUAGUGAUUUACGUGCUGUCGACAUAGUUGAGUCUUGAAAUUGUUUCCUUCUCAAACCCUCCCUAACCUCUCCCUUCAUUCCUCAUUUUCCUGUCUUUUUCAUCUCUUCUUCUUUCCACUCGAGUUUUCCUAGUCCCCCUUUUAUCUUUCUCUUUCCUAUAAUGAGCCCAUGUGAAACUGUCUUCGUGUAAUUAAAAUGCACACCAUUCAUCUGGGAGGAAGGGAGUCUCCUUAAUCUGCGUCAACCCACAUUUUAGCCUCUGAGGAUUGCCUGCUGCAUGCCACACUCGCACACACUUCCCAGUUUCACUCCUCUCUCUCGACACUCCUACCACCAUUCCUCAUUGUUUGAGCCCAGCCGUGCUCUGCCGUGUCACAUUCAGUGUCGUGCACGCAGAAACCGACUGAAUGCUGGUGUUUUUCUGUGUUCAUUAGCUGCAAAUUAAGAGGGAUGACUGAGUUUAAUUGAUGUAUUCAGGCUGUUAGCUCUACGUGCAGCCUGUUUUUUCUCCAGGUGCUGAAAAGCAGAUUUGUCCCCCUUAUAAAACCUCCUCCUUCCCAAGAACUCCGGGGAAUUAACCUGCGCUCACUAACAAAAUACAAAAACAAGCUCACCUUCACCUUUCAGUAGAAGACAUGAAACCAUGUUUCAGUAGAUAUUUAGCACGUGUAUGUGUUCUUUAUUUUAUUCCUCUUUUCAUUUUUGGCCUUUGGAGACCUUGUAUGUGUUUUGCACUGGAGUCUGUGUCACGGUAUGUUCUCUUGGCAGAGGAAGCUGACACACCUCAGUGUGCUUGUGUAGUUUGUGGAUGGGUCAGAGCACGUCUAACAUGCUGCAUUUACUAAACAAACACAGCCCUAAAACUUAGCUAAAUUAUAUUCUGUUCAUUAGGACUGCGCGCUAAUGACAUUGCCGUGGGAAAUGAGCUGUUGAUUUCAAUUAGCGUGCCUUAUUUUGGUAAAGCCUCUCUCUUGUAUUUGAAGUCAGUAUUCUGGUGUAAGGCAGUGCCAAACAGAGUAUGCGUAUCUGUAGCCUGGAGGUUCAUGUUUUAGCAGUAACUGUAUUUUAGAGAAGCAGAUUCUUUAUUACCAGGGUUAAAUCUAGUUCAGCUUGAGAGCUAAGUUGAUUAACAUCUCUUGUGUAAACCAUCUGGACUAACAUGUGUUCACUGAAGUCUCCACCAGCUGUAGUAAAACUUUGUUCUGACAUCAGUAACAGAUAUGAGCCCUGCAGAUAUUUGUACCAUUUAUUUAUGCAGUAUUUCAAAAAAGUAUCUGAUGAAACCUAAAUUAUGUUCUGCUGUGAUUUGCGUUAGUUCUGAUUUAUUCUCAUCAGAUUUUUUUUAGGUUGUUCUUCUGAAUGCUUUACAUAGUUAUGUGGUGUGGUGUAGUGUGGCUCAAAUUAGGGUAAAAAAUGUUGGACUAAAGUAAAGCGCUGUUCAUAAAUGAUGUUUUGUAAGCUAAAUGUACAUGGAAAAAUUCAUUAUUCAUCACAAUGCAAAAACAAAAGUUGUUCUGUGUAUAAAAGAUGGGACCCAACUUCAGCAGGGGCGAGCCCUGUGGUUGCCAAAAACUCAGAUAAAAAAUGGUUGUAUGGCGCUCCACAAUGGGAAUCUUAAAGUAAAAAUCCCAUUCAUAUUCUCCAUAGGGAUUUUGAUUAUGAGCCAUAAUGCUGUAGGCAUUGAGAGUAGACUUUCAACGAGCUGUGACGCUAAAAUGAUGGUAUGAUAUCAACCUUGUUUUAAUAAAAUCCUGUGUUAUUCACGAUGUCAUGGAAAAGAAAUUAUUCUUCCCACAAUCCUCAAAGACUGAUGGAUGGAGACCGUUGUUACUAUGGAAGCGUUUAAACCACAAAAUGUCAGGUCACUUGAAAACCCAUGAGUAGUUACUUCACUGUUAAAAGUGAACAAUCUUAUACCUUUGGCUUUUCCAUGUUCUGUUUUUUUGUGAUGCAGAUCAAAUCUUUGUGUGUAGCUGCUUGGCUUGGUUCGGUUCAAGGCUUUAAACUCUUUAUAUAAGGAUCUGAUGAAAUGGCAGUGGAGAAAGUGGAUGGGAGGUUCACUUCCGAAACCGGACCUCUUAAAAAAAAAAAAAAAAAAAAAAAAAAAAAAUAGGUCCUUUGGGAAAUUAUCCUACUGCUGUUUUUUAUUUUAAAAACUUCCACGUGAAUUUAUGCUUAAAAUCGCUGGUUUCAGAUUUGAUUGAAUACAGCGUGGCGGAAAUUAUGGCUCUCUGAGGAUGAAGCCAGCUAUGAGCCUACCUGGUGAUUGAAAAGUCACGACCGCACAUAAAAGUGCAGUGUCCCUCGCUUUUUAAGUCAGGUCCACCCCUCACGUGUGAGGGUUUUAAAACACCAAGAUGGUGACAGCCACUAAACACUGGGUGACGUAAUUGUGGUGGUAUUUUGUAGACUGUGGUGUGGAGAAAGAUGUGCUUUUGUGAUCUUGUAUACAGAUACGAAGCACAAAACUCCAUGUAGAUCGCCACAGAUCAAAGCUCCCAGUAUAAAAUCUGACCCUCUGAUCUGAUUGGAUUUCCUUGAUCUUGAGAUACAUUGUAACGGUCCAAUCAGAAGAGAGAUAGUGAUGGUCGCUUUACCAGUUAUGUUUCUGGCCUAAUUGCUGCUGCAGGUCCCAAAAGGAGAAGUAGAUUUACAAAACGCACUGUUGCAUAGGGCCUUCAGCAACCAGAGGAUUUUGAAAACACACUACACUUUUCAGGAAAUGGAACCAGCUGCUCUCUGAUUGGACACUUUAAGCCCAUACAGAAAACAAUUUUGUGUAGAUUUGUUUUACAAAUUUUCAGAUGUUUAAUUACAACUACAAACUUUAGACCUAUCUAUGAGCAUCACAUUACAUGAUCAAACUCUCACUGCUUGCUAAAUCCAAAGGAUCUAGUGGACUGUGUCCUAAAAGUGCAUCUCUGCCGCAGUUUCCUUGCGUGUUGUGCGUUAUGUCACACUGUUAAAAUCAGCUCUGGUGUAAGAAAAGUUGUAAGGAAGAAGUGUCAACUUCAUUUAAGCAAGCAAGCUCACAGUCCUCCUGACUUUGCCUUCUUGUGGACCAGAAGGCGAGCCGCACUGUUGAGUGUUAGGUACACCUGUGUGUGUGCUGGCCCUGCCGCUGCUUCUAGCCAUCUUUCAAUGGAAGGUUUUAUCACACACCAUACUUGGUAUUUACUUUAAAGUGACAGAUGUGUUGUUUCUGCCUCUUUGCUUUUAUGGGUGUGCUUGUUUGCCGCUACCAAGUAAGAGAUGAAGGUGCACUCAGAGCUGGCUGCAGUAGUGUAAACAGUGUGCUGCUGUGUCCAUAAUGAAACUCUGUGGAAUGUAUCCGGCUUCUGUGUCCAGAGAGGAGACUCUGCUGUGAAACCCUGUCAACUGGCAUUUUAACCACGUUAAUCGUGUUUAUCACGGUAGCGCUAAGGUGCUCCAAGUGGAUCUGGUAUUGCUCUGGCUCAGUUUCUGCUGUGUCUCCUCUCUGUCUGGGAAACCUUGCAGACCGAAUUACCACUGUACUCAUGGUACUUCGUGGUACUUCGGUAUACCCAGCAUGAGUUAGUCUCCACCUAAACUGUGGCAAGAAAACACACUUGUAUAUUUACGAUUAUAAUUAAAGGACUAAAUAUAAUGCAACAUGCAGCAUUAAAAAGUAGUCAUGAGUCAUGAGUAACCUGAGCAGAGCUUACGCUACCAGUGUGAAGGAGGGGCUGAUUACAGCCCCUUAUAUACCUUUGUGAUACCACUCCCAUAGUUGGGCAUGUCUGUGUUGAUAAGAGCUCCGAUUGCUUUCAACUUUCCUCAGUUCACCACAUUGUGCACUCCUUCAGUUGCUCAGACCCUGGACACUUUUUCAGAGGAUUGUCGUGAUCUGUAUGCUUUGUUGGCGGACCUCGAGUCCACAACAUCCCACAUCUCGAAACACCCCCUUUUCCUGUCUGAAGAGGCCGCCUACUCUUUUCCUGUGCGGGGUCAGACCCAGCAAGACAUCUGCUCUCCAUCCCAAGUCCCACCUACUCCCUCAGACCAAGCUCUGAAUGGAGUAGAAGAAAUAGAGUCUGUCGGCACAGCGCAGAGAAGUCCUUGGUCUAGAGAUAGUAGCAGUCUAGGCCAACCCACUGGUGGAGAGGACCACGUGUACAGUCUCCCUAAUAAACAUAAGAGCAGUGACUCAUCAGCUGGUGCAAUGAACUCACUGGGCAGCAACCUGUCUGAGCUGGACCGCCUGCUGUUGGAGCUCAACGCUGUGCAGCAAAGCACCCCUGCCUUCGCCACAGAAGAGGAAGCUGCUCCACCGCUGCCGGGCAGCAGCAUUGUCCACCACGUACAGGAGAAUGGAGUCUCCACUGCAGGUAAAGCCACUGUGGUGGAGAAGCCCAAACGUAGUGGACCCACUCGAGGAAUCGAGGACGUUCGACCAAGUGUGGAGAGCCUUCUGAAUGAAUUGGAAAGCUCUGUCCCAGCACCACAUCCCACACCGUUGGUGGUGUCAGAUGAGCAAACAGAUGGACAAGAAACGCUGUCACAACAACAAGCCAGAAUGUCUGCCUCCUCUGCCACACGAGAGCUGGAUGAGCUAAUGGCCUCCCUGUCUGACUUCAAAGUGCAAAGCAAUUCUGGCUCUCAGGUGUCUGUCAAUCAAGAUGCAGUUGACCCAUUAUUAGUUGCUGGUUCACCGGUUAUCCACCCAAUAACUAACCCACCAAUAACGCCUCAGAUUGGUUCCCCUGAUACUCCUCUACCCAAUAGUUACACUGCUCCGUCCUGUACACCACUCCCACUGGAACUCCACAUAGAUGAAGAUGGUGGUUCAGCUCUUGCAUCUUCACCUCUUUCUGCUGUAGUAAUAGCAUCAUCUAAGAGCCUUCAGUACUCUCAGAUCCAACAGAAGGCUGAUGAUGGCACUGUCACUUCUGAGAUCUCACAUGUUGAGAGCUUUAGUUUUUUCAGUACUGUAAAAACCUCCAGUGAAACUGAAGUUGACACCCCCACUCAUAUAAUAACUAAAGAGUAUGCUAGUCCAGGUGCUGCUGCCACGAGCUCCAAACCCGUGGUUGUUUCUAAAAGUCCUGUUACAGUCUCUAAAAGCCCGAGUCCCACUGUUAAAGGCAAGAGUCCCAGUCCUCCUGAUGUUGAAUGUAAAAGCCCGGUCCUUAAAAGUCUCAGUCCUGCUCCUGUAAGUCACAGUCCACAAACAGCAAUACAGAGGGAUAGCCCAGUUACCGUGCCAACCACCAUGGAAACAGUGCCCAAGUCAGCUAGUCCAUUAACACUUCCGAGACUUUCAAGUCCAAAGAUUUCAAGUCCUGUAACAAUUCCUAAUAUCUCUAGUUCUCCAGCUGUAUCUAAAAGCUCCAGUCCUGAAACAGUCCCAAAAGAUACUUGUCCUAAGAGUCCUGCUCCAGUUAGGGGAAAAACAUACACAUUUCCAAGCAGCAGCAGUCCCACAGGGUCUCCAGUUUCGGUCGCCACUGUGCCAUCAAGUAGCUUGUAUGCACCUCUUAUAGAAAGUCAGGGAGGCGAAGUGCUGGGUUUCACGUGGCCAUGCCGGAAGCCUUUUUUGGAUGAUACUUUAGAGAAACUCUUAUCAACCGACUCCACUCGACUGGGUGAGAACCAGCCACCGACUGCUUUUGUGCCCGGGGAAGAAGACAGAUCUUGGGAGGAGGAAGAUGGAUUUUAUCCAGAUCUCAGCCUAGAGGGAACCCUGACACCCAUGACUGAGUCCAGCUGGAUGGAUGAGUGCUUUACCCCCUCCACCUGCCCUGGGACUCCAGAUGCAACGCUGGACUUGCCCAUACAGCAGCCCUCUGCUGUUGACCGUCUAUCUGCUUCUGGUCAACUCAAGUCAGUUAUCCGCCGCACCAAAGAGACGUCCAACGUGCACCCAAUGUACAGGGAGGGAAUGUUGAGACGUAAAAUGGGACCAAUCAUUAUAAAUAAAAGCAACUCGCAAGAUCGACUUAUUGAAGAGCUGCAGGGCAAACUGGGGAUCGGGAGGUUGGAGCGCAGGCGUAAACAACAGCCCGAUGACUGGUUGACGGAGGGAGUCAUUGUUACAUCCAACCCACAGCGGACACGAGAGGAAGGGAUUCAGCCAUCUGUGGAUAAGAUCAUCAUCCCUCCUGAAUCACCCGCCCCACAGAGAAAAGUCCUUCCCCCUCCACUGUCUCCCCCAGUUCUCAAAAAGCCACCCCCCAUCAAGCAGACUCCUCCGCCACUACCUCCUCCCCCUCCAACCCCACCUCCUCCUCGAGAACCUACCCCUCCACCUCCCAAGGAACCUAGUCCUCCGCCUCUUCCUCCUCCUCCUCCCCCACCUCCUCCUCCUCCCAGGGAGCCCACACCUCCCCCUGUCCAACCUCCUCCAUCACCUAGCCCUCCACCCAAGCCGGUCACGCCACCCCCGCCUGCCAAGCUCUUUGUAUCAGUGGGUUGUCAGACAGAGUACGACCCCAUCUUUCCACCGAUUCAGGCACGGAUCACCUUUCUUCCAUCUUCCUCCUCUAACUUCAUUCUUUCCACUUUCUGUCACACUUUGAAUUGUUUUAUUGAGCUUGUUUGUUGGCUACUUGGAUAUGUAUGGGCGUUAAGGAAUUUGUCCAGACACUUGUUCUGUUUUUGGCCCUUGGUGUCAAACAGGUAACCUCAUGAAGGCUUUGUCUGCAGUCCAGUCACAGGGGUGCUGACAUUCAGGCUAGAAGGACUGAGCCCACAUUCUAAUUCUGACAUCCAGUGGCGCCAAGAACAGUGUGUUAGAGUGGAGAGGAGAAUUUAAGAGCUUAGAGGAAAGCAGAGUGUAACUCCCUGAUAUUCCCGUUACACUAAGAGUCCUGCCAUGCAUAGGAAUGGAAGGAUUGCAGUGCCACUGAAACCUAAUCUGCCGCAUGACAGCACAGUUACCGUCACAAUUAUAGCAUGUCUCACAAGACUUAAGUCAACAUGUCCCAUUAUGUCAGACACCAACCAGUUGAAGCUGAAUUUCUUAUACAAUCAUGCUUUUAGGAAAAAAAGCUUUGUUAGAACCUGAAGAAUAGCACAACCAUGGUGAAAUACCCAGGAAAAGGCUGUGUUUAAUUUUAUCAAAUGUAUGGAGGCCGUGGGUGUGGGUGGUGGGGGCAUGCAGCAUAGGUGCUAUUUUCUCCUUCAGUGGAAUGUAGGAGUCAUGAAGCUCCAAUGACAACACCACCUGAGAAGGUCUGUGUUUGCUUGCAUUACAGUCACCAGACACAUUUACACAUACAUGUUAAUAUUUGAGGCCUGUUAACAUAGAUUAGGGCUGAUCUAGGUGGAACUGUUGGAGCUCAGACUUCAUAGGCCAUCAACUACAAAGACAGUAGAGACGUUGAGGUGACAUAUAGCACACAGGUAGCCAUUGUAGCUUCCACUGUCUGCAUCCACUUGUGGUCAAAGCAACUACACCUCUAAUAAUCCUUUAAAAAACUAUAAACUUAUAGUUCCUGCAUUUUAGCGUUGAGUUUUCAUUCCUGGAGGUUUCUAGGUUUCUUUGUAGUUUACAUGUAAGUCUCACACCUCAAGGGUCCCUGGUUCAAAGCCAGGAGGAGACACAAAUCCCUUUGGGGCUGCAUCAGGAAGGGCAUCCAGUGUGAAAAUCUGCCAAAUAAAAUAUGCUGAGCCAUCUGCUGUGGUGAGCCCUUGUGAAUAAGAGGGCAGCCAAAGGAAGCUUUUUAAAUUAAUAAACUCUCAGAAAAUUUUAUGUUUAUACUAUAUCGACUUCCAGAAAGCACCACUGCGACUUUAAAAUUGUUCCUCUGUGUGCAAUUUAAAUCCCAGUUACAAAGACAGCUACAUGAAGUCAAGUAAGUGUGCAAGAAAAAUGAAAACACAAAAUGUAGUAGUGGUGCGAUUCACUCACACUAACUGAUAUUAUACUGAGGUUGUUUAUUGAAGCUUCUGAAUGGUGUAAUUAAACACUUUGCUUUUCCAUCUC